AAACUGUGCCUGAAAUUAGUAUUUUCUGAUACUUCAAGUGGCUUUCAGAAUUAUACCUGGACACAGUUUUUGUUGCUCAAUUUAACCUGCAGAGGAUGAGUUGUGUGAGUCUGAGGUCAUGCAGUAAACAUCUUUUAAAUUAACUGACCACCUAGAUUAGAAAAUAAGCUGUAAUAUGAAUACUUGUUUAGUUUGACCAAACAGGACAGCACCAACAGCAGUGCUGAAUAUGAGCUUUUUGACAGACUUUUCAAAUUAUUGACCUACAGAGGAUGAGUUGUGUGUCUGUGGUCAUGCAGUAAACAUCUGAAGUACUUGGAGUUCAGUGUCUAAAUCUGAGGUUCUGAACUGAGCAAUCAGUGCGUGAUGAUCAGCUGUGACACCCACAAGUGGAGAGAGGCAUUUAGUUAAUGAGGCAGAGGGAAGAGUCUCAGGGUUUAAAUAGCCUGUAGACUACCAGGCUUGAAAGCAACAAUGGAGUCCAGGCAGUUGUUUGUAUUUAGCUUUCUUCUUGCAUGUGUCAGUCUGGGUGAUGCGCUGCUGCAUGGUAUGAGACCACCAAGCUACUGGGGGACUGUGAUGCAGACCAAGUCACCAGUGAACCCUGUAAAAGAGCCCUUUAGUCUGUUUGCUAAGCCAGUCAACGGGUUCCAUUCCAAACGGAUACUGCCUGCAGCCAACCAACCCGAAUGGACGUUUCCAGAAGUUCCAAUGUCUCCAGUGAACAAGCAGCCUGUCCAGUUGAAAGUGCUGGAACCAGUGCCAUCCAGUCGGGUGGCUGUGAGGUGUGGGGAGAGUAAAAUCCAUGUGGAAGUGAAGCAGGACCUUCUGGGCAUCGGCAAGCUGAUAGAUCCAGAGGAGAUCACACUGGGUGGCUGUCCAGCUGCUGGUAUUGAUCACUUUUCUCAUGUGCUGCUUUUUGAAUCUGAGCUACAUCACUGUGGCAGCACCCUGGAGGUAUCCCAGGAUGGUGUCAUUUAUGCCUUCAAGCUGCUCUACCACCCCAAGAUGUGGGGCAUGAGUCCCAUCAUAAGGAGCCAAAGAACAGAGAUUGAUGUGGAGUGUCGCUAUACCUACUAAUCCCUGGAGCAGUUUUCAGAGACUCUGUUGGUCUCUGCUACAGUCUGUUUAUUGGCUAAUAUCAAUAAAAUGUUUACUUGAUCCUGA
Molecule: messenger RNA, 1167 nt
Organism: Girardinichthys multiradiatus
Lineage: Eukaryota; Metazoa; Chordata; Actinopteri; Cyprinodontiformes; Goodeidae
Product: zona pellucida sperm-binding protein 3-like
Exons: 2
Coding region: 475-1080 (201 amino acids)
Biological process (GO): positive regulation of acrosome reaction; egg coat formation; binding of sperm to zona pellucida
Cellular component (GO): extracellular matrix
Molecular function (GO): acrosin binding
Source: RefSeq, a predicted model, not a curated record